Populus trichocarpa (black cottonwood) is the source of this 1230-nucleotide messenger RNA. RefSeq lists its product as uncharacterized. Bases 183 to 956 code for a protein of 257 amino acids. The transcript is spliced from 9 exons. The record is from RefSeq and is a predicted model, not a curated record. NCBI's taxonomy places the organism in Eukaryota, Viridiplantae, Streptophyta, Magnoliopsida, Malpighiales, Salicaceae.
CAUAAGCAAAGUGACUAGCAGUUAUAGAAGAUGAUAGGAAAUCAUUUUGGAAAGAAAGGAAAUUCAUAAAUAAAAAGGGACCGGAGAGUGUGGAAAAUGCAUUAUAUAUGAAUGAAUGAAUAUCGAAAAGGCAAAGCCCGCUACUCCUUGUAGUCAUCGUCCAAAAUUAGCUGUGUGGCCAAAUGGAAGCUUGCUUCGCGAAAUGCUCUCAUGGGAGCGCAUUGUUUAAAGCUCUGAAACCUCUCAAAUUGAAGCUAUCAAGCUCUUCUUCCAUGCCCAUCCACUCUGCUGGAGCUACAGAGUCUGUUAAAAAAGCAUAUGAUGCGUUAUUGUUGGAUGCUGGUGGAACCCUUUUGCAAUUGACACGGCCUGUUGAAGAAACUUACGCUUCCAUUGGAAGAAAAUAUGGUCUGACUGCAAGUUCUGCUGAUAUAAAGCAAGGAUUUAAAAGAGCUUUCGCUGCUCCAUGGCCUGAAAAACUCCGUUACCAGGGGGAUGGGCGGCCAUUUUGGAAACUUGUUGUUUCUGAAGCCACUGGUUCCACCAACAAUGAUUAUUUUGAAGAAGUCUAUAAGUACUAUGCAAAUGGCGAAGCCUGGUAUCUUCCAGAUGGAGCUUAUGAAGCACUGUACCUUCUCAAAGAUGCUGGAGUUAAGGUGGUCGUCGUGUCCAAUUUCGACACCCGGUUAAGGAAGCUAUUGAAGGACCUAAAUGUUAUUGAACUGUUUGAUUCUCUAAUCAUAUCUUCAGAGGUUGGAUAUGAAAAACCAGAUCCCAAGAUAUUUGAAGCUGCUUUAGUUGAAGCAAGUGUAGAGGCAGGCAAGGCAGUGCAUGUUGGGGACGAUCUAAAGGCAGAUAAGCAGGGGGCCAAUGCCAUUGGGAUUGAUUGCUGGUUAUGGGGAGCAGAUGUGAAGACAUUCUCAGAUAUCAAAAACCGCAUCCUCGUCCAUUACUAAUACUCCAAAGAAUUAGGUAUCGGUGCCAUUUUUUCUUUGUGGUGAUUGGCGGGUGUUCAAAUCUCUUGAUCAAUUUUUGGGUUCUGCUAUACAAUUUAGGAUUUAUCAUGGGAUUGGUUAGAGCUGUGGAUAUCACCUCUCGUAUGAUUGAUGAAAUACCAUAGGAAUGUUGGUUUAAUAUCUUGAUUCUUGUAACAAAACCUUGCCGAGACGAAAUUCCUCUGUCACUCCCAAUUAUUUGAUGUUUAUUAUUAGCAUAAAAUCUUAUUGUUCA